AUGCCUCCAACCGUACAAACUAACGAGCCAGAAAGGGAAAAGCGUCCUCAAAGAACUGGAGAGAGAAGAUCGGAGCUCGUUACUCGGGUUAAAUACUGCAACACCCUACCGGAUAUACCAUUCGAUUUAAAAUUUCUUACGUAUCCAUUUUCUUCUACUCGUUUUAUUCAAUACAAUCCGACGUCAUUGGAAAAAAAUUAUCGUUAUGAAGUACUAACAGAACACGAUCUGGGUGUCCAUAUUGAUUUGAUAAAUCGCGACAUAUACCAGGGAGAUGGUAAUGCACAAUUAGAUCCAGCGGAUGAAAAGCUUUUAGAAGAUGACGUUCUUACGCCUCAAGACUCAAAGCGGUCCCGACAUCAUGCCAAAAGCGUAUCCUGGUUGCGACGCUCGGAGUACAUUUCAACGGAACAAACCAGAUUUCAACCUCAGUCUAUGGAAAAGGUGGAAGCGAAAGUUGGUUACAAUGUCAAGAAAAUAUUCAGCGAAGAAACAUUAUAUAUGGACAGGGAUAGCCAAAUUAAAGCUAUUGAAAAGACAUUUGAGGAUAAUAAAAAGACGAUCGAGAAGCACUAUAGCAAGCCUGGCGUCACUCCGGUUGAGAUUAUGCCUGUGUUCCCUGACUUUGAAAUGUGGAAGUAUCCAUGUGCUCAAGUUAUUUUCGACUCAGAUCCUGCACCGGCAGACAAAAAUAUUGCCGGACAGAUUGAAGCUAUGUCACAAGCUAUGAUUAGGGGUGUCAUGGAUGAGAGUGGUGAACAAUUUGUUGCAUACUGUCUGCCAACAGAGGACACUAUUCAGAAGAGACGUCGGGACAUCACUGAGGGAAUUCCCUACAUGGAUGGUGACACUUAUGAAUAUAAAAUGGCCAGAGAAUAUAAUUGGAAUGUUAAGAGUAAAGCUUCCAAAGGUUAUGAAGAAAACUAUUUCUUGGUGGUCCGUAAUCAUUGUAUAUAUUACAAUGAGCUUGAAACUCGUGUCCGUCUGUCCAAGCGUCGCGCGAGGGCGGGUGCAGCGGCCCAGGCAUUAACUAGACUGGUUGUGACACACAGACCGUUGAAUGCAGCUGAACAUAGAAUACUAAGACUCAGAGAGAAACAACUGGAACCUGUACAGGACGAAGAUGAAGAAGAAGAAGACGAGGAAGAGGAAGAAGAUAAACAGGAACAGGCUGAGGCAAGAAGAUCGCGUUCCAGGUCAAAAUCUGGUUCGAAAUCUCCCCAAGGUUCAGAGAAGUCGAAGGCCUCCAGGUCUAGAUCUCGCUCCAGGUCUAAAUCCAGGUCCAAAUCCAGGUCAAGGUCAGCGUCGGGAUCCCCAGCUCGUUCGAAGUCCAGGUCUCGUUCCCGCAGCCAGUCUGGCUCGAGGAAGUCCAGGUCUAGGUCUGCAUCAGCCCAGUCUGGAUCAGCCAGGUCGGGGUCGGCUCGUUCCCGUUCUGGUUCCAGGGCUUCGUCUCGCGCCAGUUCCAAGAGUAAGGCGUCCAGCAGACGGUCCAGGUCUAGGUCUAGGCGGAGCUCGAAGGGCAGUGAUAAGGCUUCCAAGCAGUCGUCGCGCGCGUCGUCCCGCGCGUCGUCGGUCGUGUCGCGGUCGUCUCGCAAGUCGUCCCGUGCCUCGUCCGCGUCGAAGUCGUCUCGUAAGUCAUCUCGAGCCAGUUCCCGCGCCAGGUCCAGCGGAUCACGUUCUAGGAGCAGGUCUGCCAGCGGUUCAAGACAGGUACGUAUAGUAAUUCAAAUAUGUCCAAGUUAA
Molecule: messenger RNA, 1743 nt
Organism: Danaus chrysippus (African queen)
Lineage: Eukaryota; Metazoa; Arthropoda; Insecta; Lepidoptera; Nymphalidae
Source: the annotation of a GenBank genome assembly